CACAGAAGAAGCGACACAGUCACAGAUCUCGCUCUCACUCUCUACGACAAGCAAGCAAGCAAGCAAGAAUCUGGCAGAUCCACGUUCUUGCUGCUGCCAAUCUUCUUCUCUCUUCCAAUUUAGGGUUUCCAAGCUUCAUUCCUUGGUAACUUGGACUGGAAUCCAUGUCUUUUUCUUGCGGUUCUAAUCAGGUACUGCUUUCCUUCACUCUCCUACUAUGUGCUUCCUCCCUCUGCAUUCACGCCUCAGUCCACCACUAUUCUGCUGAGAAAUUCCUUAACAAAGGAAAUGCGUUUGUCGUCCAUGGAGGUAGCGAGGGAAUUCGCUCCUCCAUAGCUGACCGCAACGAUGCGGAUGCGGAUGCGGAUUCUUCUUCCAAUCGCGAUUCAUAUAUUCGCUUCGAGAAAAUUACAUUUCGGAGACCCGAGGAGUUUUCCAACUUCAGCUCAGGACCAUUGCAUGCAAUUGUUUUUGAGGUGGAAGAUAGAGAGAUGAUUGGAGGCUCGGCCUAUGGUGGCCAAAGGGCAAUCUGCUGUACUGUAGAUCUUGCUAAACUAGGUGUUUGUUCAGAAGGAGAAGUUAUUUACCGGCCAUCCUCGAAUAAUUCUGGCUGGCCUCAAGUUUAUGGAGUCUCCUUCAACACAGAUGAGCAAGUUGCAACCCUGGCGACAAAAUCAAUUCAGAUUACUAAAACGGGGAUGUAUAACUUGUAUUUCAUCCAUUGUGAUCCAAAGCUUCAAAAUGUUGUUGUUGAGGGGAAAACCAUAUGGAAAAAUCCUUCUGGAUACCUGCCGGGUAGAAUGGCGCCUCUGAUGAAGUUUUAUUUGUAUAUGUCUUUUGCUUAUGUGUUGCUUGGAAUCUUCUGGUUCUCACAGUAUGCUAGAUUCUGGAAAGAAGUUUUUCCAUUGCAGAACUGCAUUACGGUUGUCAUCACAUUGGGGAUGUUUGAGAUGGCUUUGUGGUAUUUUGAGUAUGCUGAAUUCAACCAGACUGGGAUAAGACCAACAGGGAUUACUAUGUGGGCUGUCACCUUUGGAGUUGUUAAGCGUACAAUUGCACGUCUGAUCCUUUUGAUGGUUUCAAUGGGUUAUGGUGUUGUUAGACCUACUCUAGGUGGACUGACAUCAAAAGUUCUCAUGCUUGGAUUAACCUUCUUUCUGGCAUCUGAAGUUCUUGAAUUGGUUGAGAACGUAGGUUCUGUAAGUGAUCUUUCAGGAAAAGCAAGACUUUUCUUGGUUCUACCUGUGGCAAUCUUGGAUGCUUUCUUCAUUCUUUGGAUAUUCAACUCCCUCUCUGCAACUUUAAGCAAGCUUCAGGCUAGAAGGUUGACGACUAAAUUGGACAUUUACAGAAAAUUCACAAAUGCAUUGGUGGUAACUGUUAUUGUAUCUGUGGGUUGGAUAUGUUAUGAGCUUUAUUUCAAGUCAAAUGACGUUUACAAUGAGCAGUGGAAAAAUGCAUGGAUUAUCCCUGCCUUCUGGCAAGUCUUAUCAUUUUCUCUACUCUGUGUCAUUUGUGCUCUUUGGGCUCCCUCUCAAAACUCAAUGCGGUAUGCAUACUCCGAGGAUACACACGAAGAGUUCGACAAGGAUGAUACAGAUCUAAGACUCAUAAGACCAUCUCCAAUUUCCUCACCUUCAAAGGACGUUCGUAGUGUACCGGACUUUAAACCGCUGCGUGGAAACGACAAUCCAGCUGGUGAUUUAGAAGAAGAUAAAACAGAGUAGAAUUGGAAUCAGAGGUCCUACAUUUUGGUACGUAUACAUAGCCAUAAGCUCAUUUACUUUGCUAGCUCUAUUUCCUGGGAAAAUCUGGUAGUCUAUAAUUUUCACGGGGAAAUUACUGUUAGUAUAGACUUAGAGUGAUGUAGUUUUUCUUCUUCUUUUUUAAUCUUUUUCUCUCAUAUAGUAUUUGAUCAUUUGUUCCACAAUAAUCUUUCUUGUAACUGUGUGUGAUUUUGAUAUUUAAUGCUCCCCCACCUCCCAAAAUCUUCCAAUAUGAUGAACUCUUAAAUAAUAUCUUCCAAUAUGAUAGAUCCUGUUUCUGUUUCUGUU
Messenger RNA from Cucurbita pepo subsp. pepo (vegetable marrow), 2054 nucleotides. RefSeq lists its product as uncharacterized. Lineage: Eukaryota; Viridiplantae; Streptophyta; Magnoliopsida; Cucurbitales; Cucurbitaceae. The record is from RefSeq and is a predicted model, not a curated record. Gene Ontology annotation, cellular component: Golgi apparatus; membrane. Gene Ontology annotation, biological process: transport.